This is a messenger RNA of Mesocricetus auratus (golden hamster), 5238 nucleotides long. It is a transcript of the gene Phf2, whose product is annotated as PHD finger protein 2. Bases 43 to 3399 code for a protein of 1118 amino acids. The record is from RefSeq and is a predicted model, not a curated record. The transcript is spliced from 22 exons. Gene Ontology annotation, biological process: protein demethylation; regulation of transcription by RNA polymerase II. Gene Ontology annotation, molecular function: transcription coregulator activity; histone demethylase activity. Lineage: Eukaryota; Metazoa; Chordata; Mammalia; Rodentia; Cricetidae.
ACCCGGGCAGCGCAGCGGCGGGGCGAGCGGCGGCGCGGCAACAUGGCGACGGUGCCCGUGUACUGCGUCUGCCGGCUGCCCUACGACGUUACCCGCUUCAUGAUCGAGUGCGACGCCUGCAAGGACUGGUUCCACGGCAGCUGUGUUGGGGUGGAAGAGGAGGAGGCACCAGAUAUCGACAUUUAUCACUGUCCGAACUGCGAGAAAACCCAUGGCAAGUCCACGCUCAAGAAAAAGCGGACCUGGCACAAACACGGCCCUGGGCAGAUGCCGGACAUGAAGCCAGUGCAAAAUGGCAGCCAGAUCUUCAUCAAGGAGCUGCGGAGCCGAACUUUCCCCAGUGCUGAAGAUGUGGUGUCCCGUGUGCCAGGUAGUCAGCUCACAGUGGGCUACAUGGAGGAGCAUGGCUUCACCGAGCCCAUCCUUGUCCCCAAGAAAGAUGGACUGGGACUAGCUGUCCCUGCCCCCACGUUCUAUGUGAGUGAUGUGGAGAACUAUGUGGGGCCAGAGAGAAGCGUGGAUGUGACAGAUGUCACCAAGCAGAAAGACUGCAAAAUGAAGUUGAAAGAAUUUGUGGACUAUUACUAUAGCACCAACCGCAAGCGUGUCCUCAAUGUGACCAACCUCGAGUUCUCAGACACCAGAAUGUCCAGCUUUGUAGAGCCACCUGACAUUGUGAAGAAACUGUCCUGGGUGGAAAACUACUGGCCUGAUGAUGCAUUGCUGGCCAAGCCCAAGGUGACCAAGUACUGCCUGAUCUGUGUGAAGGACAGCUACACUGACUUCCACAUAGACUCUGGGGGUGCCUCGGCCUGGUACCAUGUCCUCAAGGGAGAGAAGAUCUUCUAUCUCAUUCGGCCAGCCUCAGCCAACAUCUCCUUGUAUGAGCGCUGGCGGUCAGCCUCCAACCACAGCGAGAUGUUCUUUGCUGACCAGGUGGAUAAGUGCUACAGGUGCACUGUCAAGCAGGGGCAGACCCUCUUCAUCCCCUCAGGCUGGAUAUACGCCACACUCACCCCCGUGGACUGCCUGGCCUUCUCUGGACAUUUCCUCCACAGCCUCAGUGUGGAGAUGCAGAUGAGGGCAUAUGAGGUGGAAAGAAGGUUAAAACUAGGCAGCCUGACUCAGUUUCCCAACUUUGAAACUGCCUGCUGGUACAUGGGGAAGCACCUAUUGGAAGCAUUCAAAGGUUCUCACAAGUCUGGGAAACAGCUACCCCCACACUUAGUUCAAGGAGCUAAAAUUCUCAAUGGUGCUUUUAGGUCAUGGACGAAGAAGCAGGCUUUGGCAGAGCACGAGGACGAGCUCCCGGAGCACUUCAGGCCCUCACAGCUCAUCAAGGACCUAGCCAAAGAGAUCAGGCUCAGCGAGAACGCCUCCAAAACUGUCCGACCUGAAGUAAAUGCUGUCGCCUCCUCAGAUGAGGUCUGUGACGGGGACCGGGAGAAGGAGGAACCACCAUCUCCUAUUGAGGCUACCCCACCUCGAUCCCUCCUGGAGAAAGUGUCCAAAAAAAAGACUCCUAAGACUGUGAAGAUGCCCAAGCCAUCCAAAAUCCCCAAGCCCCCCAAACCCCCCAAGCCCCCCAAAACCCUGAAGCUCAAGGAUGGAAGCAAGAAGAAAGGGAAGAAGAACAGGGAGUCGGCCUCGCCCACCAUCCCCAACCUGGACCUGCUCGAGGCCCACACAAAGGAGGCGCUGACCAAGAUGGAGCCACCCAAGAAAGGAAAGACCCCAAAGAGUGUCCUGAGUGUUCCCAACAAGGACACAGUCCACGCACAGAAUGACGUGGAAAGGCUGGAAAUCCGAGAGCAAACUAAGAGUAAAUCAGAGGCCAAGUGGAAGUACAAGAACAGCAAACCUGACUCUUUACUGAAAAUGGAGGAGGAGCAGAGGUUGGAGAAGUCACCCCUGGCUGGGAACAAGGACAAGUUCUCCUUUUCUUUCUCCAACAGAAAACUUCUGGGCUCCAAGGCCCUCAGGCCCCCGAGCAGCCCUGGUGUGUUUGGGACCCUGCAUAGCUUCAAGGAGGACAAGGCCAAGCCCGUGCGUGACGAAUAUGAGUAUGUAUCGGAUGAUGGGGAGCUGAAGAUAGAUGAGUUUCCCAUCCGGAGGAAGAAGAGUGCCCCCAAAAGGGACUUGUCCUUCUUGUUGGACAAGAAGGAGGCGCUCCUCAUGCCCGCCGCAAAGCCAAAGCUGGACUCUGCGGUAUACAAGAGUGACGACUCCUCUGAGGAGGGCUCUUUGCACAUCGACACGGACACCAAGCCAGGCCGCAACGCCAAAGUCAAGAAGGAGAGCGGGAGCUCUGCGGCAGGCAUCCUGGACCUGCUGCAGGCCAGCGAGGAGGUCGGGGCCCUCGAGUACAACCCCAACAGCCAGCCCCCUGCCUCCCCCAGUACACAGGAAGCCAUUCAGGGAAUGCUGUCCAUGGCCAACCUACAGGCCUCUGACUCCUGCCUGCAGACCACAUGGGGCACCGGCCAGGCCAAGGGUGGUUCCCUGGCAGCCCAUGGCGCCCGGAAGAAUGGUGGUGGCAGCAAAGGCACGGGCAAGCGCCUGCUGAAGAGGACUGCCAAGAACAGUGUGGACCUGGAGGACUACGAGGAGCAGGACCACCUGGACGCCUGCUUCAAGGACUCAGACUAUGUUUACCCCUCACUGGAGUCUGACGAAGAUAACCCUGUCUUCAAGUCCCGGUCCAAGAAGAGGAAGGGCUCGGAUGAUGCCCCCUACAGCCCCACAGCCAGGGUCGGCCCAUCGGUGCCAAGACAGGACAGGCCUGUGCGUGAGGGGACCAGAGUGGCCUCCAUUGAGACUGGGCUGGCAGCUGCUGCAGCCAAGCUGUCCCAGCAGGAGGAGCAGAAAAACAGGAAGAAGAAGAACACCAAAAGGAAGCCGACUCCUACCACUGCCUCCCCCUCCAUCUCCCCCUCCACCUCCGCGUCCACCUCCACGGGUACCACCCCGGCCUCCACCACCCCGGCCUCCACCACUCCGGCCUCCACCACUCCGGCCUCCACCACCCCGGCCUCCACCACCCCGGCCUCCACCACCCCGGCCUCCACCACCCCGGCCUCCACCACCCCGGCCUCCACCAGCACAGCCAGCAGCCAGGCCUCACAGGAGGGCAGCUCACCCGAGCCCCCGCCCGAGUCCCACAGCAGUAGCCUGGCUGACCAUGAAUAUACAGCAGCCGGCACGUUCGCAGGGGCCCAGGCUGGCCGUGCCUCCCAGCCCAUGGCCCCUGGAGUCUUUCUCACACAGAGGCGGCCUUCUGCAUCAUCCCCCAACAACACUGCUGCCAAAGGAAAACGUACAAAAAAGGGCAUGGCCACCGCCAAGCAAAGGCUUGGAAAGAUCUUGAAGAUCCAUCGGAAUGGGAAACUGCUCCUCUAAGGCUUGGGAAGCCAGGAUCCUUCUGCUCUGCUCAGGACCCCCGGAGCCCCGCUACAUCAGCCCCUCCCAGGAGGGUGGCUAUGCCGCCCGGCCCAGGGAGGGCCUUGCCUCCUCCCAGCCACCUCUCCCCAACACAAGCAUCUGUCCCUUGAGCAGGUGGAGCGAGCGGAGCAUGGCCGUCCCUUGUUGUGAACACGGACAUUCUUUCUCAAGUUGCUUAGAGUGACCAGUUCCUGAAAGGGGCCCUGCCAACUUGAGUACCAUUCCAGUUUCAGGACAGCCUCCAGGCACCCCACCAGAGCCUGGUGACCUCUACAGCUCUGCCUGGGAGCAUGAGGCCUUCAAGGAAGGUGUGUGGUGAGCCACGCUCACCAGCCCGAGUCCGAGCUGGCCCCAGGCUGGCAGCCUCCAAAGGCGUAAAACAAGGCAAAGGACACAGAAAGAGAGGAUCUGUGGGGUAUCGGAUGUCCCCUCCCUCCUCUUCCUGAGUGAGUCUUUACAGCACUUGGCCAGUGAGGAGAGGUCGCCCCAGCUCCCUGACUGGCAGGUAGCAGGCUAGAUAGUGGGUGUCACACCCCAAAUGCCUGGGGACUUACGGGGUUGUCAGGACCCACAGUUAGGUUGGCGUGUUAGUGGGUGGAGGAACCACUGUGGGGUCACAGAGGAAGGGUGACAGCUCAGCCACGUCUUAGGGUCCGGGGGACCCAGGCUAAGCCACGUGGAGGGGCCCCACUCUGGAACAGCACUUCUAGGCCAAGGCACCCUGCCCUGAGUGGGCAGACAGGUGGGCAGGGCCACAGGGCUGGAGCCAGCAUGGCAGCGCUUGUCUGAGCCCCGGGGUGGCAUCAUGAGCAUGGGUCUUCCCAGGUGGCGUGUCUACCCAUCGACACUGAGGGGCUGGGUUUGUUUCUCAGGCAAUCCUGUAUUUUCAUUUUAGAUGUAUUUCCGGAAGCAUAUUUUUCAUAGAAUGUAGCGUGUAAAUAGCUUUUUAAAUGACUUUUUUUAUAAGAGCGAAAGUAUCUCUAGGAAUUUCUUUCUAUAGAGUCCUUCAUUAACCUUUAUACGAGUUUUUGCUCCCCCCUCCCCCUGGCUCUGAUGGACAGUCGGGUUCUGGCCCCACCCCCUUUUCUUUCCCUCCUUUCCUUUUGUUACUCUUCUUAUUUUCCUCUUAGGAACUAAGGUAUUGCCUGAAAAACAACGGCGCCUGCGCAGCCUUACACUCUGUCUUUCAGAGCGGAUAGUACAGAUCCCCUUCCCACACGCCCGAGGCCGCAUCUCCAGUCUCACACCAGCUCCUCGCUCUCCUUCUUGUAUGACGAGGGGUCGGGGAUGCACUUAUUUUACUAGCACCUUGUGAAGUAUUUGUGUUUCGUGAUGCUGUAAUUUAUUAAUGUUUGUAGCUUUUUAUAUUUGUACAUUUCUUAUGAGGUUUGUUUCUACACCCGUUACCUGGAUGUGUUGUCCAUGAGGAGAUGCAGCUUGGCGGAGGCCUUAUCCACUCCCACUUGACCUGUUUGGAGGGACACCGUCCCCAGGGCCCGGGGCUGGGAGAGGGGCAUCUUGCGGGCCCCAGGCUUACUCAGAACUGGUGUUUUUAAAGUUUCCUUGACCCCAUCCUUGUGAACAUUUCUAUAAUCUUAACCCGGGCAUCAAGCUGUUCUCUCUCCUUUUUAAUUUUAUUAUUAUUUUGGCGACAUGUACAUUUCUAACAAAGUUUAUCGUGGCUAUUAAAGUGUUCUAUUUCCCAGUUCAUAUUACUCUUGUAUCGAGUCCAUGAGGUCUAAGGCAGCUUAGACCAAAGUUUUAAAAAAGUAAAAAUAUUUCAGGUUUUGUACAGAA